AAGUUAUGAUGAAUUUUAUAAUAGGAAGUAGCAUUGACACGACUCGAGCAGUUCCAAUCAUUUAGUGCAAAAAAGACUGUUUGAAUUUUGGAAUUAACUUGUAUUUAACAGACAACGAAAUGAUGUCGUCAACAAUGAUUCAAGCGUUUCUGAUUUUAGCAUGUCCAUUUGGUAUUUCAAUGCAGGCUUGUCCAGAGUGCGUAUGUUGCAUAAAUGGACAACACGCGUGUGAUGCCGAUAGAAAUUGCGUCAACGGAUGUACGACCGGGUAUUUUGGCGAAAAAUGCACAGAAGAGUGUCCAGAAAAUUGCAAUACUUGUGAAAAUUAUAACAGAUGUAAGGAAUGUAAGCAUGGGUACUAUUCUACAAAAUGUAAUAUACCGUGUGGUAAAGGAUGUUUAAAUAAUACAUGCUCGAUAACAGGGGAUUGUUCAUGUAAGUCAACUGAUUUUGUCAAAGGUAAAUGUGAUAUGUGUUCGGGGGAUAGGUAUGGUGAUGAAUGUAACAAUACUUGUGCUAGUACUUGUGUGUCCUGUACAUCAGAAACAUACUGUUUAAUAUGUAAGGACAACGCAUAUUACGGACAAUAUUGUCAGUACAUAUGUCCACACGGCUGCAACGAUGGUAAAUGCGGUAAAAAAAAUGGACAUUGUAGUAGGGGAUGCAAGCUUAAAUUUACUGGGCAUAAAUGCGAUACCUGCUCAUCUGGAUUAUAUGGAACGUAUUGUGAUUUAAAAUGCCCAGGGAAUUGUUCUGUCUGUACUUCGGAAUCAAAUUGUGUACAGUGUAACAGUGGCUUAUUUGGGGAAAAAUGUUAUCGUGUUUGUCCAUCUGGCUGUAUCGGAUCAUGUUCAUUUACUGAUGGCCGUUGUUUUGUUUGUAAACCGGGAUUAGCGGGAGACUUUUGCAACAAAACGUGUGAAAAUGGUACAUAUGGGGUCAACUGUUCCAAAUCGUGUCGUAAUAUAGAAUCAAAUUGCCAAGCCUGUAGCACAGAUGAUUCAGGUAGCUAUAAAGACUGUAUAAAAUGUGACAGUCGAUAUUAUCGGGUAAUACCCUAUGGAAAAAAUCAAAGUAUAUGUACACAUUGUCCAUACAACUGUAAAGGCAAUGUAUGCAAUGACAAUGGUGUUUGUACACUUGGAUGUUUGCAUGGAAAAUGGGGUGAAAGAUGCACGGAAACGUGCCCUAAAAAUUGUGAAAAAUGCAGUCAAAGUGAAGGGAAAUGUUUAGAGUGCACGCGUAAGACGUUCUCUGACGAUUGCUUACGAAACUGUAGUACAAAUUGUAAUGAUACUGACGAAAGCCGAGUUUGCACAAGUGAUACUGGGAUGUGUUUACAGGGAUGUAAGUCGUUUACGAGAUAUGGAGAACAUUGUGAAAAACACUGCAGCGAUAUUUGCAACAAUGGAAGGUGUGAUUGGAAAACGGGACAUUGCUUGGAAGGAUGUAAAAUGAAUUAUUUCGGGCUGUUUUGCAACGAUUCAUGUCCUCAUACAUGCAAGUCAAAUGAAAAUACACGCAUAUGUGAUGGUGUAAAUGGGCAUUGUUUUUAUGGAUGUAAAGACGGGUUUCAUGGCAAUAGAUGUGGGAACAGAUGCAGCAGUCAAUGUCAAAACACGACUUGUAACCAGGUUACAGCGGAAUGUCUGCAUGGUUGUAUAGAAGGAUAUGAAGGGGUGAAAUGUUCUGAAGAAAAGUCAAUAAAAGAUGUUGACGACGGACAUUCUAUAAGUACACUUUUAGGAGCCACAUUCGCAGCAGGCCUGGUCGGUGUUAUUUGUGGAGUAACAAUCACGCUUGUGUUGACUUUAUGGCGGCGAAGAAAUGGCAGACAAAUGAAAGGCGAAAGUGAAAACAUACCAGUGAAUACUGACGGCAGGUUAAAUGAUGAAAACGCUUAUGAGAGUGCCUCCCCUGCUACAUAUGAAGAGUUGAAGUCACGUGACGAGAGAUUAUACAGUCAGCUAAUUACAAGUCAGCAAGAGAUGUCACAACCCGCAUAUGAUAAUGUUAAUUAAAAAUCCUAAUUAAAAGACAGUUAAUGCACAUUUUGUCGUGCAUUUAUUUCCGCAGAAGCAAGAGGGCGCACUUAAAACGCGACUCCACAGGAUAUGUGAUUGUAUAUGAUCGAAGCAAUGACCUAUUCUUGCAUAAAAUAUACUUCUGAUUCAGAAAGUACAUUUUGUAUGUGUGAUAUUCUUGUUUUACUAAUCAUUUGUCAUUUCCCAGUUAUGUUUUGACGCUUUUAUUUAAUCAUUAUUGAAGUACGCUAUUUUCACAUGGCACCCUUAGUUACGCAUAUUAAACAACAACAAAAACAUUACAAAAAAGCAAAACUGUGCAUUUAAUCCGUUUAUUAUAUGUUUUCUUAACCGUUAAUUUAUAUCUUUUUUGCGCACCUUUUAUGCCAUAUGGAGAUAUAUCUGCAAUAGGAAAAACGCACAGUUUCAUUUUAAUUUUUUUGUUUAUAAUUUUAUGUACUAUUAAUGGCGAAAAAAAUCAAACAAACAAAAUCAGACGAAAAUUGUCUCAAGUUUCGGAAUGUGAUACAGUCAUAUACUGUAUUUAAAAACUGAUAAUUAGUUUCGGAAGCUUUUAAUUUAUUUCGGAAACUGACCCGAGUGGUUUAUAAUAUAGAUUAUAAUUACAAACAAGCGUUUAGGUUAACAUGAUAAAACGAUUAUGCUACUUAAUAAUAUGUACAAAUAUUGUCUUUGAGAUGAAGUUCAUUUUUGAAUGCACACAUUUUUCUAAUGAUAAAAAGAAAUAUAUUCAAAGAUACAAUGUUAACCACCCAAGCUCUCUAAAGGAACUAAAGUCUUAUAAAUUGUACAAAUAGAAAUAAACUUAUUAAACUUGCUUUAUUUUGUAAGCUUUUAUUACAAAGUAUUCAAUAACUCAUUCUCCAAAAUUAAACUAUACAUUAUAAUAUAGAUGGUGGUUUUUUUUUGGUG
Molecule: messenger RNA, 2957 nt
Organism: Ruditapes philippinarum (Manila clam)
Lineage: Eukaryota; Metazoa; Mollusca; Bivalvia; Venerida; Veneridae
Product: multiple epidermal growth factor-like domains protein 10
Exons: 6
Coding region: 120-2021 (633 amino acids)
Molecular function (GO): scavenger receptor activity
Source: RefSeq, a predicted model, not a curated record